UCUGCGCAAUAAGUUCUUUCGGAAUAAAGGAUAAUACAUAAAUUUGCCUACAAUGCAAAUUGGGUUUUCACUUUCACUUCAUUUCGUGCAGAUAUUGAUAAUCUUCAGUCAGACAAGUCAGUCGAAAAGAAUUGUUGCAGAAGUCAAUGGAGUCCUUGGAUAUAUUCAUGAUGUCGAUGAGAUAAUUACGAAGGUGCAAUCGGAUAUUGACCAAUUGGAUAAAGAUUCAGGUGAAUUUGAUAAUGCGACAAUGCGUGAAAAUCUGCUCAAAGUAUUGCAACAUUUUAAAAUCAUCAGCAUCCAAGUUGAGCAGAUUGAGAAACAGUAUACUAAUAUUACAAUACAGCAAUUCCUAUACACAGAAAUUUUUGAUAAUUACAAUGAUGAGGAGGAUUUAGGGAAUUUGAGACACGAAAUAAACAAUAUUAAUGACAAUUUUAAAGAAAUGUUGACGAUCGAAAACUCAAACAAUUCGAACACUUUCAUUAUUUCAUUUGCCGAACUUAUAGAUAGGCGAAGAAACGGAAAAUGUAUUACGCCUAAUGACUUUUAUUUAGAACUAUUUGAUCUUUGGUUUCGUUCGAAAAAAAUAUUAACGAAGAUGCGCCACGAGUAUCAAAUUCAUGUGUACAGCUUUUGUUAUAGUCCUCAGUCACCUCAACAAAUUGUCUUUUCGAUUUAUAAGCACAUCGGUCUAACUGAACUAAAAGCUUAUAUCCUGAUCGAGUACUCACUGUUACUUCGGAGAAUUGAUGGUCAACGUGAUUUGAUGGAAGAAACAAAUAAAGUUCGUGCUAAAUAUAAGAAUAUGAUUGAAAACUCUCUUAAUCUUCUUGAAGAGACUAUGCGAAAAGCUGAUCGUGAUAUGUGGCGUUGUGAUCCCCAUGAGCUUCACUACAAUGUUACCUACGAUGAGAUGACAAGACUUCUUCAAGGAUUUAUUGUGAACGAAGUGGAUCUAAAUAGUGAUGGGUCCUGUAGUGAAUCUUGCUCCGAUUAUCAGAACACAACUACAAAAGGUUGCUUCAAACAAAAGUUUUGUUCUCAGCAGCCUAAAUGCGAGGGUCGAAUUCAUGACUGUCAGUUAGUCGACUCAUACUUAUCUGUAUGUCAAUCGCAGGAGAGCAGCAAUCGUCGCUAUGAGUAUAUCGAAUAUGAACAAGACGACGAAGUUUUUACGCUUGGCGAAUAUGAAAAGUGUUUUCGAGGCGUCAAUAAUGUGGCUAGCUGGAAUAGAUGGAUUUUCACGAAAUGCAGCUACUGCAUUUGUCUGUGUGAUGAGCCGGGUCCAAAGUCCGAUCGUUACUUUAGUCUUCUUUACACCUUAUCGGAUAUCAAGGCGAACAAAGUGGUGACUGGAGUGCGAUUUGUGAAGAAGAAUCGCAUUUUCCAUUUACAGAUACAGCAAGGACAACUGUUGCCUCGAGGAGCCAUCAACGAAUCAACUGUGGAAUGGGUUCCCAUCGAAGAUGACGAAGUAACUGCUGCCAAUGUUCACACAAUGAGUUACCAGGAACGUGGUAUAGAUCUGGAUGAUGUAUUAAAUAAAGAUGAAAAAACAUCUGUAGUGACUGGCUUGCGUAUCCGUGUGUUGAAUGGCCGAUUGAAUCUCGCAGUGUUGUUUAGUCCCCUUGAUUUUGAAAGAGGGAAACUAUUUCCACAUCGGUCCUUCAGAUAUUAUAAGCCACCCCAUAACGAAAGUAGACAGAAAUUAAAUCUCGAUAAUCUGGAUGUACCAACACGUUUAGAGUAUAUGGAUAUGAUACCACCAACUUCAAAGAAUAAUCAAUAUUUAGAGUUCGUGAACUCAGGAAUAGAACAAGAUGCGGCACAAACAACAAUUCCGUUUAUUGAUAUUCAGGAUGUGGUAUCAAAUCCGCCAGUUCCAUUGGCUGGAAUUGGCAUCUACUACAGAAGUUUGCCGGGAUAUGGCGGCUUUGUGGCUCCCAAAAUCAUCACCUAUGACAUUUCUCAACACGUUCGGAUGCCAACUUGGUAACUUCUGAAGCUGUAUAUUUUAUUCGAUUACAAUAA
Molecule: messenger RNA, 2034 nt
Organism: Drosophila albomicans
Lineage: Eukaryota; Metazoa; Arthropoda; Insecta; Diptera; Drosophilidae
Exons: 1
Coding region: 53-1999 (648 amino acids)
Source: RefSeq, a predicted model, not a curated record